This is a messenger RNA of Malassezia japonica, 648 nucleotides long. It is a transcript of the gene ARC19, whose product is annotated as Arp complex subunit. Gene Ontology annotation, biological process: actin filament polymerization; Arp2/3 complex-mediated actin nucleation. NCBI's taxonomy places the organism in Eukaryota, Fungi, Basidiomycota, Malasseziomycetes, Malasseziales, Malasseziaceae. Gene Ontology annotation, cellular component: Arp2/3 protein complex; actin cytoskeleton. Bases 1 to 648 code for a protein of 215 amino acids. The transcript has 2 exons. The record is from RefSeq and is a predicted model, not a curated record. Gene Ontology annotation, molecular function: actin filament binding.
AUGCAUAGCCCGGCGCUGCCGGCGCUCGCCAUUCCCCUGCUCACCACCACCGACCCUCCUCGGCCGAUGGAGAUCCACCGCCGCGACGUCCCGUCGGCCGAAUCAUCUCCCCACCAUGGUACGUUGCGGGGUGCACUGACCCAGUCGAAUACAUUGCGGCCGUACCUGGAGUGCGUGCGCGCGUCGCUCACUGCUGCGCUGACGCUGGAGGACUUUGCGUCGCAGGUCGUCGAGCGCCACAAUAUCCCCGAAAUCGAGGCGCAGACGACGCCCGAGGUGGUCCUUGCGCCGCUGACCAUCAGCCGGAACGAGCACGAGGUCGUGCUGAUUGAGCCGGCGGUGAACAGUGUGCGUCUGAGCAUCAAGAUCAAACAGGCGGACGAGAUCGAGCAUAUCCUUGCACACAAGUUUACGCGCUUCAUGAUGCAGCGCGCCGAGAACUUUGUUGUGCUGCGGCGGAAACCGAUCCCGGGCUACGAUAUCUCGUUCCUGAUCACCAACACGCACACCGCGUCGAUGCUCAAGCACAAGCUCGUCGACUUUGUCAUCCAGUUCAUGGAGGAGGUCGACAAGGAAAUCAGCGAGAUGAAGCUCUCGCUCAACGCCCGUGCACGUAUCGUGGCGGAGUCGUAUCUAGGCACUUUUUGA